Ilyonectria robusta is the source of this 1014-nucleotide messenger RNA. RefSeq lists its product as uncharacterized. The transcript has 2 exons. The coding region runs from base 1 to 1014 and encodes 337 amino acids. The record is from RefSeq and is a predicted model, not a curated record. NCBI's taxonomy places the organism in Eukaryota, Fungi, Ascomycota, Sordariomycetes, Hypocreales, Nectriaceae.
AUGGCAUCUACCUCACCCUACGCAAACGAUCACGCGAGCCCUAAUGGGCCUCAUGAUGCUCGGCCAACCGCGCUCAAGAUUAUCCGGGACGAGGGUCUGGACGGAAAGCUCACUGGCAAGGUAUUCCUCAUCACUGGCUGCACGUCAGGCGUUGGCGUUGAGAUUGCCAGGGCGAUUCAUGCGACGGGGGCCGACGUGUAUAUCACAGGACGUCAGGCGGAUAAAGGCAAGCAAGUGAUCGAUAAGAUCUUGUCAGAUGGGAAACCAGGCAAGGUUGUCUAUCUGGACAUGGCCCUCGACUCCAUUUCGAAGGUCAAGCAAGCGGCAGCCAACUUUCUGGAUCUAUGCAAGAUACUGAACGUCCUUAUAUGCAAUGCUGGUGUUGCCCUCGUACCUCAAGGUACGACGCAGGAUGGCUUCGAGACGCACUUUGGUGUCAACUAUCUUGCCCAUUUUUCCCUCUUUCAAGAAUUGCGUGACACUCUGCUGGCAUCAGCAACGCCUGAGUUCUCAUCACGAGUAGUGAUGCUGUCAUCCAUGGUUCACUCAGCGAGCACCUUCAAGUUUGACGAUUACAAUUUCCAGCGCACUCCCUAUCACACUUACGUAGCCUAUGGCUCCUCGAAGACCGCUACCACAUGGAUGGCCAAUGAAAUCGAGAGACGUUAUGGAUCCCAGGGCUUACAUGCUACUUCCGUGCACCCCGGAGCUGUGUUGACCGAGAAGCUCAGCGCUCAGGUAGACGAAGCCCAAGGAAUGAUGCAGAACCCGGCGAUUGCUUUGUAUAUGAAAAGCAUAGCACAAGGUGCAGCAACCCCAGUGUGGGCUGCUGUGGGCAAAGAAUGGGAAACGAAAGGUGGGCGUUAUCUGGCAGAGAUGAUAGAACAGGGGCCUCUGAGGGGAUCAGAGUCGGACUUGAUUCAACACGGGUAUGCGCCUCAUGCUUAUGACAAGGAAGGGGAGGAGCGGCUGUGGGAUCUGGGGCUUCAGCUUUGUAGCACAGCUGAGAAGUAA